AUGUCUUAUACUGUGGGUUUGACUGGCAAUGUAAUUAUUCUUUUCCUAACCAUUAUAGACCCAGGUCUGAACAAACCUAUGUAUUUCUUUCUGGGACUGUUGUCAUUUCUUGAUAUAUGGUGUACCUCUGCUACAAUACCCAAGAUGCUUUCGAGCUACGUGACACAGUCUAAGGUGAUUUCUUAUUACGGAUGUGUUUUCCAGAUGCUUUUCUUGACCUGGCCUUUGGGAGUUGAGUUACUUCUCCUUACAGUUAUGGCUUACGACCGAUAUAUUGCAAUUGGAAAUCCACUUCGCUAUGCAUCAAUAAUUAAUCGCAGAGUAUGUAUUAAGACUACAAUUACUAUCUUGGUUAUUGGCCUAAUUAAUUCUUUGAUUCACACAUAUUUCACUUUCCGACUCCCAUACUGUGAUGACAAUAGAAUUAAUCACUUUUUCUGUGAGAUAAUGCCUUUGCUGAAACUGGCCUGUGCAGAUAUUUAUAUCAACGAGAUUGUUGUCUAUACAUCUGAUUUUAUGUUUGGUAUUUGUUGUUUCCUACUUAUAUGUGUUUCCUAUGUCUUUAUACUGAAAACUAUACUAAAGAUUCGUUCUGCUGAAGGUCGUCAGAAGGCCUUUUCUACUUGUGCAGCUCAUUUAACUGUGGUCAUUAUUUUCUAUGGAACUGUCAUUUUUAUGUAUGUCCGUCCAAGUGCUUCCUACUUUUCUGAUAAAGAUAAAGUUGUAUCUCUGGACCAGCUUGUAUCACUUCUCUAUGCUGUUGUCACCCCUGCACUCAACCCAAUUAUCUACACUCUAAGGAAUGAGGAGGUCAAAAUUGCUCUUAAAAAGAAAAUAAAUCAAAGGUUACAUUCUACAUGUGUAUGGAAACAGUAUGUCUUAGCAUUGUUUAAAGAGUUUGGCUGA
Messenger RNA from Staurois parvus, 906 nucleotides. The record is from the annotation of a GenBank genome assembly. NCBI's taxonomy places the organism in Eukaryota, Metazoa, Chordata, Amphibia, Anura, Ranidae.